Bipolaris victoriae FI3 is the source of this 1068-nucleotide messenger RNA. RefSeq lists its product as hypothetical. Gene Ontology annotation, molecular function: glyoxylate reductase (NADPH) activity; hydroxypyruvate reductase [NAD(P)H] activity; NAD binding. Gene Ontology annotation, cellular component: cytosol. NCBI's taxonomy places the organism in Eukaryota, Fungi, Ascomycota, Dothideomycetes, Pleosporales, Pleosporaceae. The record is from RefSeq and is a predicted model, not a curated record. The coding region runs from base 1 to 1068 and encodes 355 amino acids. The transcript has 2 exons.
AUGGCGUUGCAAACACAGGCCGCAAAUGUAGCCGCGAAACCCACGAUUCUGCAUCUCGGCGACGAUAUACGCUGGAAUCACGAACUGUACCGCGAGUUGGCGGCCACAUUCCAUGUUGUGCGGACGUAUUCGAUGGGGCGUGAGGAGUUUAAGGCGGCGCUGCGGGAAGGGCGGUGGGGGGAUUUUGUAGGCAUGUACCGGCCGUUUUGGAAUACUGGGGGGGAAAUGGGGAAUUGGGAUGAGGAAUUGAUCUCUCUCCUCCCUUCCUCUUGUAAAAUCUACGCCUCAGCCGGCGCAGGCUUCGACUGGGUCGACACGCGCACCAUGGCACUUCACGGCAUCAUAUACUGCAACUCUGCCUCCGCGUGCACAGAGUCCGUCGCCGACGCCGCCAUCGUGCUAAUCCUGUCCUGCUACCGCGCAAUCACGUGGUCCUUCCUCGCCGCGCGCUCCCUGUCCACCGAGCAAUUCCACGACGCAAACCGCAACAUCGCCGCCGUGACACACAAUCCGAAUCAUAGCGUUCUCGGCAUCAUCGGUCUCGGCCGCAUCGGCAUGCGGAUUGCAGAAAAAGCGACGCGCGCGUUUGAAAUGCGCAUCGCGUACUACGAUGUUGUGAGGCAGGAUGCGGAGCGAGAGAAGAGCGUGGGGGCGACGUAUUGUGCUAGCCUGGAGGAGUUGCUGGGGAUCGCGGAUUGCGUGGUGCUGGCUACGCCGUUUGAAGGCGAAGUGCUACUGUCUACGCCGCAGUUUAAUCAGUUUAAGCCCGGGGCGCGGCUCGUGAAUAUUGCGCGUGGGAAAUUGGUGGAUGAGGAGGCGCUGAAUAAGGCGUUGGAUGAAGGUAAGGUCGGGGCGGCGGGACUUGAUGUUCAUGCCGAUGAACCGCGUGUGAAUCCUAAGUUGGCGACGAGAAAUAAUGUUAUGGUUUUGAGUCAUACGGCGGGAGCCAGUGUGGAGAGUCAUAUAGGGUUUGAGCGGUUGGGCAUGGAGAAUUUGCUGGGGUGGUUGAGGGAAGGGGAGAAGGGAUGUGUUAGUGCGGUCAAUCUGCAGUGGUUGAAGAGGGAGUGA